Molecule: messenger RNA, 1425 nt
Organism: Eucalyptus grandis
Lineage: Eukaryota; Viridiplantae; Streptophyta; Magnoliopsida; Myrtales; Myrtaceae
Product: protein BIG GRAIN 1-like A
Exons: 1
Coding region: 1-1425 (474 amino acids)
Biological process (GO): auxin-activated signaling pathway
Source: RefSeq, a predicted model, not a curated record
AUGUAUAAGUCGGAGAGGACUCUGAGAGAAGAGAGAUGUGCGCAAGUGAAGCACUACCCGUCUUUUUCUUCCACCCUCCUGGACGAAAUCUACAGAUCCAUUGAUGAGCCUGACCCAAAAGGCGAGGACUUGAAGUUUAACGGCGACGCGGCAAUGGCGAGGAAACAGAGCAUCCGGGAGAACAAGAAAUGCGGCUCCAAAAGCGGCAAGUGCGCCGAGGAGAAUCCCGCUCUUCACCGCGGGGUUUUCGUCAAUAACAAGGUCGGUGACGAUGGAGGAGCGAAAAUGAGGCAGGUGAGGGAGGAAUUCGAGAGGAAGCAGAGGAGGGAUCGCGAUCGCGACCACGAUGCUCUGUUUUUCAGUUCGACCUCGAGCUCGUCGGAUUCGAGCUGUGGUGGAUUCUCCUCCUCGGACACCGAGUCCAUGUAUGGGCUCGUCAAGACGAGAAGCUCUUGCUUCGCUCCACCGCUACUACCGAGGCCUAAGCCGGUGAGGACCAACUCCUCUGCUAAACCGGAGAAAACAGAGAGGGCUCUGUUUCAGGAGCAGAGGAAGUCGCGUGACUUUGAUCGUUAUCGUCACGAUUCCUCUGUCGAACAGAGCGCAUACACUGAGGAAGGUAUGAUAAAGUCCAAAUCGAGAGCUUUAAAAAUUUAUGCCAAUCUGAAGAAGGUGAAGCAGCCGAUUUCGCCGGGGGGCCGGCUCUCAAAUUUCAUUAAUUCUCUCUUCACCACCACCAACACGAAGAAGUCAAAGUCGACCCCGGCGAUCGGUGGUUAUGGAGAACCAAAUGCGGAGAGGAAAUCUCAAUCUGCGCAUGCAUCCGUGUGUUCCUCGGCUUCUUCGUUCUCGAGAUCUUGCUUGAGCAAGCAUUCCCCAGAAACUAGGCAAAAACUGCAAAACGGCCUGAAGAGGACGGUCCGGUUCUACCCGGUGAGCGUGAUCGUGGACGAAGAUUGCAGGCCAUGUGGACAUAAAUCGCUGUACGAAGAAGAUCACGCGGAGUACGCUUCGAUUUCGAUGCCGGUGUCGGUGCCGAGCGCGUGGAAAAUCGGAGGCGGGAGGCCAUCGACGUCGAGGAAAACAGAGGAAACAGAGGAAGUCAAAUGCCACCCGAUCGAGAAGAGCCGGCGCGUGGAGGAGGCGGCCAGAGAGUUCUUUAGAGAUUACUACCAGAACCAGAAGAAGGUGAGGAACGACAGUUUCGCGGUGAGGGGUCACAGGGAGAUUCACCAGGUCGGCCAUGACAAGGCAGACGAGUGCCGCGACGACGACGACGAUGCGGCGAGCUAUUCGAGCUCCGAUCUGUUUGAGCUCGAUCAUCUUGCAGUGAUAGGCAAAGAGAGGUAUUGUGAAGAGCUUCCCGUGUAUGAAACCACCCAUGUUGGAAAGAAUCGCGCCAUUGCUAAUGGACUGAUGAUGUAA